Messenger RNA from Poecilia latipinna (sailfin molly), 7670 nucleotides. RefSeq names its product SET domain containing 5 (gene setd5). The transcript is spliced from 26 exons. The record is from RefSeq and is a predicted model, not a curated record. Gene Ontology annotation, cellular component: Set3 complex; Rpd3L-Expanded complex. Gene Ontology annotation, biological process: regulation of DNA-templated transcription. Lineage: Eukaryota; Metazoa; Chordata; Actinopteri; Cyprinodontiformes; Poeciliidae. The coding region runs from base 1881 to 5999 and encodes 1372 amino acids.
GUGCCUGUGGUGAAUACCGGCGAGGAGGGGGAUGGGCGCUUCGGUGAGCGUAAGGACCCGACACAGAAUCGGAGCCCCGUAUCACAUACAGCAGUGUAUACCCCAUAAUAAACAGCAACUGUAAAUAUACAAGACACUAACAUUAUUGGAAUUGUUCACCGGGGAUUUAUAAAAGACACCAAUGGAUGUAGCGCACCUGAACAAGACAGGGGAUUUAACUUUCCGACAUUUUUUGGGAGAUACUGAGAACUUUGUUUCUUACCCUUGAAGAGGGAGCUACUUGUAAGGGCAAAGGAUACAGGAGACUCCGAGGCGGAUAUCCAGGCCUACUGGUCUAAUUGGAAUUAAUGUUGGGAUACUCCAAGGACUUCCAUAGUACAUUAUCGUUGCCUUGUUUUUAAGGAAUUUGGAAUGACUCUUUAGGUCCCCCAUGACCGUGAGCCGUGGGCUGCGGCUCGACGGCGCCCCCCUUCUGGAGUGGUCCGUUGCUAUAAGUUGGACCUUGUGAAUCCUCUUCUCAUCCUCCUUUCCCCCCAUCCCAUCCUGUCUCCCCACUUCCCCCUCUCGCCCCCUCCUUCCCCCUCGUCCCCCCACUUCCACGCGUCGUUGUGCUGGACGUCAUGAGCAUAGUAAUCACUCUGGGAGUCACCACACCUGAAACGUCUUACUCAGAUAUGGCUGCUGGAUCAGAGUAAGUCAAUGCCAGCUGACUGGAACUGGCUGAUGUCUGUUACUCUUUAAAAUUUUUUUCACUGGUAAAUGGACAACAUUUAUAUAAUAACUCCUUUCCAGUCAAAGCGCUUUCAUUAGUAUCUCUCAUAUGUGUUUUGUGCUGACUGUGGAAGCUGGACCUUUGUUAUUUUGUGUUGUUAAUGGAACAAGAAAUGUUCCAUAAACAUGCCUAGCCUUCCUGGUGAUAAUGUCAUUAAUUAAUUCCAAUUGGAGGAGAGUGUGCUUGAAGAAAAGCCUUUCACUACUAAUUGAAAAACAAGUAAAAAAUGACAACGUUCGACAUUUUACGGUUCAUUCCCUGUUCAGUCCACUGUAAUCAAACACUAUAGUUUAUUUGUCUGGAAGGUCCGGUUCAUUUAGGGAAGUGUAAAUGUGGAAUCGGACUCUAAUAAAACCAAAAACGUGAACUGUAAUCUGCCUAAAGACCUCGGUCUCGGCUCAGCUGAAGUGAACUCUGGUACGGUUCGAUUGCAUAUCUGGAUGCAAGCCGAUCAGAGAAGCUAGAAUCAAAUAAAUGCACAAAUCCAGCGCCACAGGGAGAAACGGCUGGUUGUCUUUUACAAAGACAAAAAAGAACUACAGACAUUUCUCAACAUGUCAGAAAAGAUUGUUCUCCUAAAAUUAGGCCUACGCCUGUGUUCUUAGUCUGACCUCAUCUUUAAACACCUCACUGAUGUUUGUUGAGGCUCCUUUACUCAGUGCUGGCGUUCACACUGAAGAGGGUGGAAGCUAGCAGAGUCCAGUAGGGCGUGUGUUCGGUGCCGUCAGGUUUGAUGGCCAAAUCCAAACCUUUUGUCUCUAGAAUAACCGGGACGGCGAUCACUUCCUCACACAGGGCCUAGCCCUGAGUCAGUUGAAGCAAGCCCUGCAGUGAAUGAGAAGAACUACAACAACCACAGCUGUGGUAGUGCACAGAAUCAUGGGUAUCGGGGACUCCCAUAUGCUAUGCUGUUGUCAGAGUGAAACUGUAGGCCGCUAAUGCAUCAACUCGAAGUGAAAUAGUCCUUCCUGCUGUUAGCCUGCCGAACCCGCAGACCGCUUCUGUUAUUAACAGCUGUUACUGUUUCACAUACCUGGAUCACAACUAUGGCGCGCCCCCUCCCCCUACCCCACCCGCCUCUCCGCUUUCCCAAACCAUCAUUCCCCGCAUGGACCUCAACGGCAUGGUCCGCAGCUCCCAUUACCACGAACCCCAGGCCGAGCACUCCGCCGACAGCGACAGCUCCUCUGAGGAGGACGCGGCCGUGAGCAGCUGGUGCCGCUGCAGCCCCACGCCAGACGGCGUGCACCUCAAAUGCACCUGCAGGGAGCUGGACAGGAGGAAAGGAGUAGAGGGCGCCCACAGAAAGCAAGAGAAUGUUUCAGCUGGAGAGAGCAGUGCGACAGAAAGUGGUGAUGAAGAGGUUUCUCCCUCCACCGUCUCCUACACGGCCACCCAGCACACCCCCACCAGCAUCAAACUGACCGUCAACCGGGUCAAGAGGAGCAAAUCCAAGAAAAGGAAGAAAAGCACUGAGCGAGGCCGCGGAACGCCCAAGCCAAAGAAAGUCAAGGCUUUCAGACAGGGUUCCAGGAAAUCCAUGAGGAUGAAGAACUCCACAUCCGAGGCCAGCGUGCUGGACGAGAACACGGCCGAGGGCUGGGAGAGCCGCAUCCGCCAGUGGACGGACCAGUAUGAGGAGGCCCUCUCCAACCAGUACAGCGCCGACAUCCAGACGCUGCUGGAGCUGCACCGCUCCGCCUGCGCCUCCGUCUCCAAGGCCGAGAGCGGCGCCUCCACGCCGCCCUCCGACACGCAGACGCAGCCGUGCGUAAAUGGCCUGGACACCAUCAACCGCACGGAGCUGGCCUGCAACAACACAGUGCUGGGCUCCCAGAUGCAGCUCCAGCUGGGGCGGGUCACCCGGGUCCAGAAACACAGGAAGAUCCUGCGCGCGGCCAGGAACCUGGAGGCAGACACGCUCAUCAUCGAGUACCGGGGGAAGGUCAUGCUCCGGCAGCAGUUUGAAGUCAACGGGCAUUUCUUUAAAAAGCCUUACCCCUUCGUCUUGUUCUACUCCAAAUUCAACGACGUGGAGAUGUGUGUUGACGCCAGGACGUUCGGAAACGACGCGCGCUUCAUCAGGAGGUCCUGCACCCCGAACGCUGAGGUCCGACACAUGAUCGCCGAGGGGAUGAUCCACCUGUGCAUCUACGCCGUCAGCCAGAUCGCUAAGGACGCCGAGGUCACCAUUGGCUUUGACUACGAGUUCAGCAGCUGUAACUAUAAGGUGGACUGCGCCUGCCAUAAAGGCAACCAGAACUGCCCUGUGCAGAAGCACAACCUGAGCCCCAUGGAGAGCUUCCUGAACCCUACAGCUCUCGCCCUUCCCUCUCCUGCUGUUGGCACGGAGACGCGGCGCAGGAAAGCCCAGAGGAAGGAGCUGGAGAGCUGCCUGGCCAGCAACGGCACGCUGACCCCAGACCAGCAGCCAGAGGGCAGAGACCUGCAGGGAGUCAGCGACACCGAGGAGAAAACGCUGACUGAGGUCAAACCAGAAGACGGAGAAGUGGAUGAAAAUGGGAUCGGCUGUAGUAAAAGAGCUCCAACCAGGCGAAGAGCGACGGGAGCUGAAGUGAAGGACGAGGCGGGGGACAAUGAGGACAGGACUGGAAACGCUCCGGAGAUGCCUUCUGUCCCGCACAGCUCUGGAGUGGGAGUCAGCACACGCCGGACCACCUACUUCACGGAGAACCCUCCUGGUGAGGACAAGCCACCAGCAGCCACCCUCCCCGCCCCGCCCGCUCCUCCCAAACCCACCAGGCCCGCCAAGCCCCGGCCCAAGAGCCGGAUUUCUCGCUACCGCUCGAGCUCGUCGCAGCGCGCUCGGCGCCAGCGCCAGGCCCUGGCUCAGCAGCAGGCGGCAGCGGCCGCUGCGGCAGCAGCGAUGUCCUCAGCGCAGGCGGUGGCCGACCAGGGGGCCGCUCUGCACGAUGAAGGGUCUCAGUGCCAACACGGGGCCGAACACGGCCAUGGAGACGGCGGUCAGGGAGCUCAUCUCCUGGACGGAGACGCCCAGGGACCCAACAGCAUACACAAAGGCAGUGUGCGCUAUCCCAAGACAAAGAAGUACCUCGUCACGGAGUGGUUGAACGACAAAGUCCCUGGAGGGGAGAAGCUCCAGCAGGAGGUGCCUGUUGAGCGGCCCCUGCGGAUAACCACAGACCCCACAGUGUUGGCCACCACUCUCAACAUGCUACCGGGCCUGUCCCACUCAUCACUCAUCUGCACAGCCCCCAGACACUACGUCCGAUUCGGCUCCCCGUUCACCCCCGAGAGGCGCCGACCCCGCCCGCUGCAGAUGGACGGCACCUAUGGCUGCUACAAAAAGAGAUGGAUCAAACAGGUGGAGGAUGAAAGCUGUUCCAACAGCGUGGAGGACGGAACGGAGUCCACCUCCUCCCAGCAGAGCACCAGCAGCCGCUCCACCCCCAACCCGCUCUGCAGUGAUGUCAGUGCACCGUUUAAAAAGCGGCAUCACAAGUACGCAGCUGAGACCACGGCAGCGUCCUCGGACCACCUGCUUCGCCCGCUUUCACCGAUCACGCCGCCGCUUCCUGAAGACUCGCUCCACCCACCGUGUGGCUCUGUGCUGCCCAAUGGCCUGGUCUACUCCCCGAUGCCCUCGCAACCCACAAGCCGCUGCAACACACCGCUUCAGUUUGAAGACAUAUCGUCCUCUGAGGCAUCGCCUGUACACCGCCCAGAGUCCAUCUCUCCAGAACCGUCUCUUCAGGUCGACUUUGACGCUUCUCGACCUCCGUUUCUGGACCUGUCCCUCCCGUCCAGCCUGGAGAGCCCCAGGGCCGUGACCUCUGAUGACUUUCCUGGGGCCGCUUCAGGCCAAGACUCCCAAGGCCAGUCAUCCGCGGGCGGCGUCUCCCUGAACCUGCCAUCAUGCUCUUCCUCGGACUCCAAAAGUAGGGAGAAGGCCUUCAGGACAGAGUUCAACCUCAUUUACACCUGCUCCCCCCUCAACGCAAACCUGGGGAAUCCCCUGAGCUCGGAGCGCCACCAUUCCCAGGUGGACGGAGCUUUCUCUCCCGCAGAUUCCUUCCACAGUUCGCUCAGUGGACAGGGCCUGGUCGGAGACGUGGGCUCCGGCUCGCUGUCUCCUUUUGGGGAGAGCCAUUACGGAGCGGCCUACCCAGACAGGAGCACUUCGCCUCACACCAGCAACCCCCCACAGAAAAAGAAGAGGGCCAACCAGCAUACCAUUAGUCUGCUGACAGGACAGGCAGAAUACCAGCCUAUAGCUGUAAGAAGUGAAAACAAGCCAGUACAUAAUAUGGUGUCUCUGCUGGAGUACCGGAAGAGGAAGCAAGGAGGCAGCAGCGGCAGAGCAGGUGAACCAGCAGCCAGGAACGUCGCCCCCACCCAGCCGGACUCCUACUGCAGCAAGGAACCCCACCUGGCCCGCUCCUACCAGCAGAUGCAGCCCCCUUCCUCCCCACACUCCACAGCUCCGGUCCCACACCUGGAGGAGGUCAGCCCGCCGGACCACCACAGGGCGCCGCUCAAGCCCAGGCGGCAGGAGUGCAGCAACCAGUGGAUGGUCCCCACCACAGUGGAGCGCCUGAGGGAGGGCCAGCGCGUGCUGAGAAGCAUCAAGAUGGAUCGGGUCUACAGACGGAGUGACGGAUCAGCAGACGCAGAGCCAGAUGCAGAGCGAUACGAGCGGAGAGGAGGAGCCCUGGCUGCUUCCACCAAGAGCCCCCACAGAUACAGCCCCCCCCUCUACGCACAGCAGUCAGCAGAAGUCCUCCCAGAGACAGACGGCCCGUCCUUCACCCACCCCACAGCCAGCUCUCCGUUCCAGAGCUCCUCCACCCAGAGCUUCUAUCCUCGCUUCUCCUCCUCCCACCCGGGGCCGUCCCAGGAUCCCCAGAGCUCCUACUGCAGUCCCCCCCCCACACAGCCCACCAGCGACGGACCCCCCAGCUACAGCAACAGCCACCUAAAGACAAGCUUCCUCGGCAGCAGCAGCCUGUUGGAGGGGGCCGCUCCAGGCCCACGGACCCAGGGACAGACUAAGGUAGACGUGGGCCCUCAGGCUUCUAGAGGAGGUCAACAACAGGUGGCUGUCAGCCUGAAGGUGAACAGCCCGGGACAGGGGGGGCAGCCGGCCGGCUCCAGGCUAGCAGGACCCUCCCCACACUACCCCCAGCAGUUCCAGCACCCCCCCCACCAGGGGCCUGGAGUAAGGACGCAGUCAGGAAGCUUCUAGGACCUUCUUUCAGCUGUGUGUGCGUGUGCGUGUGUGUGUGUGUGUGUGUGAAGCUAAAGGCCCCCUGGGGUUCAGGGAGCUGGAGGGGCCACAUGUACAGACCUGAGAGGAGCCAGCCAGGACUCUGGACAGAUUCCUCCUUUUCCUGUUUUCUGUUUUUGUUUUUGUUUUGUUUUUCUUCAUUUUCAGGAAAAGAACUUGACAGCAGCGUGCUCAUAGAUAAACCUCCAGCUCCUGGACGUCAGGACAGAGGGAGACGGGAAGCAAGCAGCCUGGAAAACACGGGAAACCGGAUUGAAAACUCCCGAUUAUCCCAGAACUUUCCUACUCUUCUUCUUCUUUGGCAAAAAAGGAAAAAAAUUCCACAUCGAUGUCUGCACAGAAUGCUAAGUUAGCCUUCCUGUUGUCAUGGUUACCAGGUUGGUCAGAUGCUGACAUGCGUAUUUGGUGAAAACCGACAGAUGUUCCGUUUUCUUCUCGUAUUACUCAGAGGAGGGGGGGUGAUGACAGGCAGGUGGGGGCGGGGCGUUCUCCAGGAUCAUUCCAGAAGCGUUCUUCAUCAUGUGAGUGGUGGUGUGCUGGGAGCUCCGCUCCUCCAUCCAGCUGCAGGCCUCCAUCUCCAUGCUCCUUCCCCCUCAUUCAUGGUGCUGCCAACCUUUUUUCCUCCCACCAACGUCUGAUCCAGUUGGGCCCACCACCACCGCAUCAGCUCCCCAUCCGUCUGGAGUCAUCCCGUUCAGGAGCAAAGGGAUCAGGGUUGCAGACACGCCUGGAUUUGUCCGACCAAUCUUUGCAUUCCAUGUGACAGAGAGCAGAGCGAGUUCACUGCCAGAGGAGAUGGAGCUGCUGCUGCUGACGGUGCCAGCUGCUGUGGCGGCGACUACCCGGUGGUGACCGCUGCAGCUGCACUUCCUGUGGGGUUCUCUCUCGCUCUCUCUCUGUCUGCUGCUUAAUUUGUUCCAUUUUUUUUCUCUCUAUUCUUAAACAACUGACGUGUAAAAAGAGACGGUUUUCUGCAGCGCUCAGACUGAGGUGGAGGAGACCUGUGAAUCCCCCCCAUUCCCCCUACUCUCUUUAUGUGACUGGAGUUCAGGGCCUGAAGUGGUCGUGGGUUGUGGGGUGGGGGAACUGUAUUUGUGGGAAAGACUUGAAUGACUGAGGAACCCCCCCACGCCCCUCUCCACCCACUGCCCCACCCACCGGCCACUACAACCCCUUCCCUCGUAACCCCUCCCCCCCCCACCAGAUUCCAUGAAUGUGUGACAGAACAGCAACAUGAACGUUGCUAGCUAACACAAAGCAGCACCUUAAAAACACAUCCACCCUGAAAGCACCCAGCAGCAGGACUCUGUGUGUGAUUCUGUGUACCUGUAUAGAGAGAAUGUGAUAGAGCUGUAUGGAGAGAGGAUCUAGUACACUGAAUUCCCGGCGUGAUGUCAGUAGAGUCUGACUGAGCAGCUGGGGUCAGACGCUUUGGAGAUCUGACUCCCUGGGUUCCUUCAGACGCCACUUUCUUUCUCCUGUUGUUUUUCUAAGAAGUUUUCUGUUGUUUUUCUUCUUCUUUUUUUUUCCACAGAUCAUAGUAGAAACUAUUUCAAUUGUUCUCUAAGAGAUUUAAGAAGCAACAGAUGUAAUGCAUUUUGAUAAUAAAAUAAUCAUAACAGCAAAGUA